Messenger RNA from Sorex fumeus (smoky shrew), 873 nucleotides. It is a transcript of the gene DRGX, whose product is annotated as dorsal root ganglia homeobox. Lineage: Eukaryota; Metazoa; Chordata; Mammalia; Eulipotyphla; Soricidae. Gene Ontology annotation, molecular function: DNA-binding transcription factor activity, RNA polymerase II-specific; RNA polymerase II transcription regulatory region sequence-specific DNA binding. The transcript has 6 exons. Gene Ontology annotation, biological process: regulation of transcription by RNA polymerase II. Bases 82 to 873 code for a protein of 263 amino acids. The record is from RefSeq and is a predicted model, not a curated record.
CCAGGCCAGAGCUACGCACGCCCGUCCGGCUGGCGGCCGUCCUCCCGCGACCCGGCUGUCCAGCCUCUCCGGCCGUCGGCGAUGUUUUAUUUCCACUGUCCGCCGCAGCUCGAGGGUACUGCACCCUUUGGCAACCACUCUACGGGAGAUUUUGAUGAUGGGUUUCUACGCAGAAAACAGCGCAGGAACCGGACCACAUUUACUCUGCAGCAGCUGGAAGCUCUGGAAGCAGUUUUUGCCCAAACGCACUAUCCCGAUGUCUUCACAAGAGAAGAGCUAGCUAUGAAAAUAAACCUCACAGAAGCCAGAGUGCAGGUUUGGUUCCAGAAUCGAAGAGCCAAAUGGAGGAAAACAGAGCGAGGAGUGUCUGACCAGGAGCCAGGAGCCAAGGAACCCAUGGCAGAGGUGACCCCGCCGCCUGUAAGAAACAUCAAUUCCCCACCCCCUGGGGACCAGGCCCGGAGCAAGAAGGAGGUGCUGGAUGCUCAGCAGAGUCUGGGACGAACGGUGGGUCCCACAGGACCUUUCUUCCCCUCCUGCCUGCCCGGAACGCUCCUGAAUACAGCCACAUAUGCCCAGGCCCUGUCACAUGUCGCUUCCCUGAAAGGGGGCCCCCUGUGCUCUUGCUGUGUCCCUGACCCCAUGGGACUCUCCUUCCUCCCCACCUACGGCUGCCAGAGCAACCGCACAGCCAGCGUGGCCGCCCUGCGCAUGAAGGCUCGCGAGCACUCCGAGGCCGUGCUGCAGUCGGCCAACCUCCUGCCCGCCACCAGCAGCAGCCCCAGCCCGGCGGCCAAGCCGACACCUCCCGACAGCAGCCAGGACAAGACGCCUCCCACCAAGGACCAGAGCGAGGGGGAGAAGAGUGUAUGA